Molecule: messenger RNA, 1795 nt
Organism: Calidris pugnax (ruff)
Lineage: Eukaryota; Metazoa; Chordata; Aves; Charadriiformes; Scolopacidae
Gene: TRIM45
Product: tripartite motif containing 45
Exons: 6
Coding region: 44-1648 (534 amino acids)
Biological process (GO): positive regulation of DNA-templated transcription
Cellular component (GO): chromatin; nucleoplasm
Molecular function (GO): ubiquitin-protein transferase activity; protein binding; zinc ion binding
Source: RefSeq, a predicted model, not a curated record
CGGAGCCUCGUCGCCGAGCGGGGCCCGUCCUGCGGCCGCCGGUAUGUCGUCCGGGCCGCGCUGCCUGGUGUGCGCUCAGCCCUGCCUCUCGCCGCGGCUGUUGCCCUGCCUGCACUCGCUGUGCGCGCGUUGCCUGCGCCGGCUGGGACCGCUGGGGGAACCGGGCCGGGCCGCCGUUACCGCCGCCGCCUCACGGAGCGUCCUCUGUCCGGUGUGCGACGCUGAGGUGGCCCUACCGCCCGGCGGCGUCGGCCAGCUCACCCCCGACUACCUGGCGCUGAGCCGCGGCGGGGCGGCGGCGGGGUGCGACCUCUGCGCCGACGGGGCGGCCGUGAGGCGGUGCCUGACCUGCGAGGCCGACCUCUGCCUCUUCUGCUGCCAGGCCCACAGGAGGCAGAAGAAGACGGCCUCUCAUGCCGUGACAGAGCUGGAGAACAGCAAGGAUUGCAGCCAGGCCGAGAAGCCUUGCUUCUGCCCUUCCCAUCCCGCAGAGAGGCUGAGGCUGUUCUGUGAGCAGUGUGACCAGCCCGUGUGCCGAGAUUGCGUUGUAGAUGGGCACCGGCAGCACCCCUACGACUUCAUUGGCAACGUCAUCCACAGGCAUGGGGAUGCCCUGCGGGAGCUGCUGAAGAGCACCCAGCAGCGCAUGGGCACCCUCGAGGGUGUGCUGAACCAGAUUGAUGAGGUGGGUAGUGCUGUCCGCGGUCGCAUGGAGGCUGUGGCCGCAGAGAUCUGUCUGUUUGCCAGCGGGUACGUGAAAGCGAUUGAAGAACACCGGGACCGGCUGCUGAAGCAGCUGGAGGACUUGAAGGUGCAGAAGGAAAACCUGCUCCACUUGCGGAAGGCCCAGCUGCAGCAGCUGCUGCUGGACAUGAGAACAGGAGUGGACUUCACGGAACGUUUGCUGACAAGUGGCUCAGACCUGGAGAUCCUUAUCACCAAAGGGGUGGUAGCCAGCCGGCUGGCAAAGCUGAACAGCGUUGCUUACAACACCCAUCCCAGCGUGGAGGACAGGAUCCAGUUCUUUCCCCAGGAGAGGGCAGGGCAGUGUCGUGGCUAUGAACUGUUUGGGACCAUUCUCAAUAAAGUGGUUGAUCCAGCCAGAUGUACCCUGCUUGGGGAAGAUCUCCACAGUACCCGUCAGAACCAGCUGACUGGCUUUACCCUGCUGUGCAGUGACACCACGGGGGAGCAGAUGGGGCGAGGAGGGGAGACUGUGCAGGUCACCAUCACCCACAAGGACAAGAGGGACUGUGCAGUCAAGCCAACAGUGUGUGAUAAUGGUGAUGGGACCUACCAUAUUUCCUACAGCCCUGAGGAGCCAGGCUUGUAUGCUGUCUGCGUCUAUGUGAAAGGGCAGCAUGUAAAGGGCUCUCCAUUCACUUUGAUGGUGAAAAACAAGUUCCGUGAGCACCGAGGCGUGUUUCACUGCUGCACCUUCUGCUCAAGUGGAGGGCAGAAAGCUGCUCACUGUGCCUGUGGGGGUACCAUGCCAGGUGGGUACCAAGGCUGUGGCCACGGACACAAAGGUCAUCCUGGCUGCCCCCACUGGUCAUGCUGUGGACAAGUGAAGGAGAGCUCAGAGUGUUUGGGAGGGCCACCCAGCGACACCUCACAGAGGAGUUUGCUCAGGACAGUUGCCCUCUGAGCAGCCAGGUGAGCCCCUGCAAGCCCAGGGCACUGCUGCUGGUUGCUGCAUGAGCACAAACCAUGAGGAUCCUCGCUAUCACUGCAGAACCUCACUGCCAAUAUCGUGAAGGGUGCAAACUGAGAAGGAGGAAUGAGGGAAAAUAAA